Messenger RNA from Medioppia subpectinata, 873 nucleotides. Lineage: Eukaryota; Metazoa; Arthropoda; Arachnida; Sarcoptiformes; Oppiidae. The record is from the annotation of a GenBank genome assembly.
CCAGUAUCUAAUGAUUCUUGCGGUUCGUAUACUUCUACCGACAGCGAGAGAAGGUAUGGCAGCAAUGGGUACACCAAUUAUCACACCCAACCACACCAUCACCACCAACAACAACAACAACCACCAGCACCGGUACCAUCGCUGACAGCAAUAUCAUCUCUACCACAACCGUCAUCGACAGCUUCGGCUACCGGUGCCGAAGACAUGGCCGCGUCUGCCAAGUCUAUGAUAGAGGCCGCCCGUAAGGCCAGGAAAAAUACUAAACGGCUGUGCUUUAAGGGCCUGACAGCUACCGAUGAAUUGUCACCAAUCAGUUCCGUGUCAUCGUCGGUGGACACCGGCUCUGUUCAUAAUUUUCCAUCGGACAUCUCGGAGUCGGGCGAAACGGUGGGCGCAGUCGGCGACUACUCAUCGAAAAACAUGGAGAACUCGUACGGCUAUUCGUGGCGCCGGUAUAGCAAAACGGACGCCCCCUCUGUGGCCAACCGUAUGUCUAGCGUACAGGUGGGCCAAACCAUCAAAGCCGAGCCCCACUCCCGCGUGUUUCAGUACAUAUUGGGCGCGCCCACCGCGUCGGGCGUCAAGCUGGGCGCCAUGACCAUGACCUACUUAAAUCAGGCCCAGCCCUAUGAGAUCCGGCUCAAGCGUAUUUCCGACAUUCCCGGCUAUGAUGGUAAAAAUUUGCGCACAACCAUGCGCUUAGGUUUCGUGGAAAAGCGGCUACAAUACCGGGAGACCGAAGAGAUGCUCAAUUGGUGCCGAACCCACGCCAAGGACCGCAUUAUAGACGUGGACUUUGCCCUCAGUUACGGCGUGUUUGACGUCCAGAUCCAUAGCACUAACAUUAAUGGCCUGGAGUUUGUGUGGAACCCC